GAGUACCGCUAACUGCAGAUAUUUUACAUUAUCUGAUGACAAAUAUGUAAGCGUUUUUGUAUAUCGCAUGUAUGAUGUCUUUCAUGUACAUUAUUUACCCUGUAGUCCGGCAUUUAUGUGCCUGCACCCUUCCUCUGCAUAUAUCAUUAUUGAAAACCGUGUGCUAUUCACCGUCACCCUAAGGUGUGUAGUAGGACAAUGUAUGCGGAGAAUGAGCGCUUCUUGAUUCCCCGCCCCUCACAGUCACCGCACUUUAGCAUCGAUGGUUGACCCUCUCUUAAUAAAUAAAAAUGCUUGACCAAGAUCAAGUACUGAAUUACCUAUCCAACAGUGCUGGUCAUCAGCAACGGACGUCGAAAGUAAGCUAUGAAAGAAGAUCCGCAAAGCAAGUUCGUGAAAGAAUAAAACAUGGAGUCACUGCAAAUCUGGCCUACUCCCGUUAUGAUCUAGUUCGCACCGUCGUUCAAGAAUCUGGAUUUCUUAUUAAGGAUGAUGAGGACUUGGCUGAUGCUUAUUUGAUUUGGACAGACAUCUUUUUGCCGUUGGAGAGAAUCAUGACCUUAAAGGAGUACCAACGAAUCAACCACUUUCCUGGAAUGAUUGAGAUUUGUAGAAAAGACUUCCUUGCGAAGAACUUCAUGAGGAUGAAUCGGUUGGAACCGACGGAGUAUAACUUUGUUCCUAAAACAUGGGUUCUUCCUCAAGAUCAAGGAUAUCUCUUCAACUACAUCAAACGAACUAUCGGCCUCGGACAAAGACCCACUUUUAUCAUGAAACCAGCCAAUGGAGCCAUGGGGCACGGGAUCAAAAUGUUCCGCGCCGGUGAAAGCGUGCCCUCAAAUCCCAUGGGUGGGGUUCCUUGCGUGGUACAGGAGUACAUCAAUAACCCGUUGUUGAUCGAUGGUUACAAGUGUGAUUUGCGGGUAUAUGUACUGCUAACAUCAUGUGACCCAUUGCGAGUGUUCAUCUACAACGACGGAUUGGUCCGGCUGAGUACGGAAAAGUACGUUGAGCCAACGAAGCCAAAUGGGGAAUCCAUCUACAUGCAUUUGACAAACUAUGCAGUGAAUAAACACCAUGCAGAUUACGUGGCCGGGUCUGACGAAAUGGUUGGUAGUAAGCGAUCUUUUAGCUUCUUGGACCAAUAUCUACGCACUACACGACAUAUUGAUCCGCAAGUGGUUUGGCGCAGUAUACGGGACUUAAUUGUGAAAACGAUUGCCCUUGCAACGCCACAUCUACUCCACUCCUAUCGCAUGUGUCGACGUGGUCGGCGUGGUCAGAUCACUCGCUCACCAAGCUUAGAACGCAGCUACGGCAGCUACGGAACUCUACCACGUUAUCGGCUCUCUAACCCAAAUGAAUGUGUAGAUCGGAUGUCACAACCGAAAACGACUCCAAAACCGCGGUCUUUCCAAAGUACACUUUCAGCUCCGUUUUUCCACUCCAGUUUCUUCGAAAUACUCGGUUUCGAUAUUCUGUUGGACGAUGACUUAAAGCCAUGGCUCCUCGAAGUAAAUCGAUCGCCCAGCUUCAACGGUGAUCAGGAGUUGGAUAGAAGAGUGAAAAGCGGACUACUGAGAGACACACUACGUCUGUUGAAUAUCCGGCCUUCAGAUAAGACGAAUGUUGAGAAAGAACAACGUCUUCACUCCGCUCUGCGCCUGUAUCGCUCCAACACCCCCUUGGCAUUUCAUCCCACUCCCAGCGCGUACGAUCAUGGGCGCACAGUUGGCACGCUGCAGUUCGGUCACUGCAGUAAGCUGGACGCGAAGAGAUCAUCGAGCAAUUUAGACCCAUACGUUUCGUCAGCUUGUGGUCGCACCUUUGGCCGAGGUAUCGAGAGACUACAACAGCAACUGAUCACCAUUCGCCGACGUCUGGCAUUGGAGUUCUUCGAGUAUCACAAUUCAGGCAACUGGUGUCUGAUCUUCCCCACAGACGAUCGUGCUUCGCAAGCUCGUUUCGCUUCUUUCAUUUUAGCUAACUUCGCCCAGUUUCACAAUGGUAAGGGCGGUGAAAUGCAGAGGGAAAUUGCGGAAACCUACUUAAACCCUCCGACAGAGGACGAAAUCUUAGAGAGAAUAAACGCAAUUACAAGAUCGAAACUUCACUUGAGUGGGCAGGUCGAGGUUUUCAGGCUUGGUUCACAAUCAUGGACGGUCGAUGGAAACAAUAUUUUGUUGGAUGACUAUCGAGUCACCAGUAGUGAUGAGAGUUCUAAUGGUGGUGGGGUCAAUCAUGGGGAAGAUGCAGUGGUGGUCAAAUUACACAAACAUUUAAAACAGACUGCGAAUCGUGAGAGUCGACCCCGUGUAUCUGCAUCGCCUUUGAAACAUCUAACGAAGCGCUCCUCCAGCUGGUCCACAUCUACUUCUUCUAACGCCCCAAGAUACCGGUCAUUGAAGCCGUGCAUGUCUCCUCAUCGAGGAGAACACACACCACAUAUGAGGCGUGUUUGAGCAUUGUCAAAUAUAUGACGCCUUUCCCGUGACAAGCAGCAAGUCCUGGAAGGUACCUAGGCACGGGUCCAGGUAUUCCCUCACGGAUUACAUUAGUGGAUACAACAGCCUAAAAAUUACCGCUGGGAAGAAUGAAUUAACAACCGCGCAAGUCACCUGUGUGCACUGAAAGAUCCGUUACUUGCUCUACUACGUCAAAUCAGCUGACCUGUUGUUGUUUUCAUUUUUGUCCUUCUGUGCUUUUCAAAGGGAAUUACGAAUACAUGUGCGUUCGUGUAACCCGAACUCAGAGUCCUGAUUUGAAUUUUGUCAACAGUGAUGCAGCUCAUGGUAACCAGUACAUUGGACUCUGACUGGCUUAUUCACACUUUAGAAUGCGUCCAAUAAUUAUCAUACAGAGUCACUCGAAACAUAAUAACCAAUGGUGUUCAUAAUUUGAAUCUGCUUAUAUUCUCACGUCAGUGGUGAAGAUGUUCCACUGGU
This is a messenger RNA of Dicrocoelium dendriticum, 2945 nucleotides long. NCBI's taxonomy places the organism in Eukaryota, Metazoa, Platyhelminthes, Trematoda, Plagiorchiida, Dicrocoeliidae. The record is from the annotation of a GenBank genome assembly.